Messenger RNA from Papaver somniferum (opium poppy), 2946 nucleotides. RefSeq lists its product as uncharacterized. The record is from RefSeq and is a predicted model, not a curated record. Gene Ontology annotation, cellular component: proteasome core complex. Bases 1843 to 2733 code for a protein of 296 amino acids. The transcript is spliced from 11 exons. Lineage: Eukaryota; Viridiplantae; Streptophyta; Magnoliopsida; Ranunculales; Papaveraceae.
UGCGUUUUUUAGACCAAAUACCAACAGUGGUGUCUCAUUCAUGAGCUAAAAAAAAAAUUCAUUCAUGAGCUAGGUUUUAGAUGCUAAUGAUCGUAGUUCAAGUGAUCGUGAUAGAGAUUAUGAUGGAUUUGUAGAAAUUAGUUUUUUUUUUUUAUGAACUUUCAUUGAUAGAACCCUAGAAGUAUUUUACUGUACAUUAAAGAAAAUUGUUUGUUGUAGUUUGAACCCGAAAUUUGUUGUUAAGGUCUAGCUAAUUUAAAACAAGUUUUUAAUAGAUUUGGUAAAUUAAAACAAGUACAGUAAGUUACCUCUUAAGAUUACCAAUACCUCCAUACAACAGUGAAGUUUGGUGAUUUUAGGUAUUUUUGGUACUGAUGUAUAUCAUUGAAUAAUGUUUGAUUUAUUCAAGUUGUGUUUACAUGAUCAUUGUUGGUUUUCUAGACAUGCGCAGGAGCUCGGUAUCACCUUGAAUUAAAUAGAUUGGAAAUCAUAAAUUUGUAACGGUAUUUUGUUUAUGCAUGAAUGGUGAUAAUAGUAUGCUCUACGUGCCCUUAUCUAAGAAUUUAAGUGGGAGAGGGAUUAUCUAGUCCUGCGGGGAUUAUAAAUCAUUUGUCAAUUUUUCUUGAGUAUUGGCUUGGAUGCGUUCUAUCUUGUACCGGUGGUCAAUUUUUCUUGCAUACUGGCUUGGAUAAUUAGCCAUUUGUUCUGCUUUUAUCGUGUUGAACUUUCCAGACAGUAUGUCAUUCAACACUAGCUGAAUAUGUUGAAGCAGGAUUUAUACAUUGCAUCAGAUCUGCCUUUGCUUGAUACCUGGAGUCAUAUGACUUCUAGAAUUCUACUGGAUGACCACAUGGAGUCUCUAAAUUAUCCUGUUAGGAAGAUAGUAAAACCCCCCGUCUUUUGCCCUUUUUUUAACACAUUAUUGUAAUAUGUUUUUCCGCUUUUUUUUAUAUGUUUUUCCACUAACUGCAGGUGAAAGCUGGUAAUGGCGAGUGCUAUGCUAGAGAAGAGUAUUCAUCAAAUUAAGGAUAUGAUCGAGUCUCGUCAGUUCAUACAUGUUCUGAAGUUAAUUAAGGAGCUUGAAUCUGAAUAUCCAUCUUCUGCAUCACUGUUGGUACUCAAGGCUCUUGUGUACGCAAAACUUGGCUAUACCGAAGCACUAUCUAUUUGUGAAAAUGCGAAAGAGAAAAUUUUCGCUGAUACAUCGGUUCUUCCUGAUGUAUUAAACACUUUCCAGACCAUUUGCCAACUUCUGAAACGUAACGAUUUAGCAAUCACUUUCUACGAAUAUGCUUGUGGGGAAGUUCCCAACCAUUUGGGCUUGAUGAUGGGACUUUUCCAAUGUUAUGUCCGUGAGUCUUUGUUUGUAAAUCAACUUAUGAUCUGCCUAAAAAUGUAUAAGCUUUCUCGAGAAGACAAGUUUCUGAUGUGGGCAGUUCUCAGCAUUCAACUACAGGUGGUUUCUCACUUGGUCAAGAAGCACGCGACCACCCAUAACUUGGAUGAACCAGAAGCCCAUUAUUAUACACUUCUGUAGCGCAACAACAGGGUAAGUAUGAUCAUGCUCGUGAAAUCCUAUCCAUGCUGGGUACGACACUCCUAAUAUGUGAAGUUGAGAGGCUACAUAUGAAGCUCUGAAGAUUGGGAAUGUUUCCUCAGCGAGUUGGGUCAAUUGCUGGAGGAAGAUAGUCAGUGGUGUGGUGCAACAACCGACAAUGAAAUUCAUCCACCCAUAGUCUCGGCGUGCAAAUUAUCUCGGCGUGCAAAUUAUCUCAGCUGUCUAAUGAAGAAUUUGGAACAAACUUGUCAGAGGCCCUAAACCUAAAGUUAGCUAGCCUGCCGAUGGAAGUACAUGGAUGUCUUCAUGGAAAGAAAUAUGAUUGGUUAGCUGCAGAUGAGUACUUUAGCAGGCUUGGUGCUGACACUAAAGUAACCCUUCAAGUCUCACGGGAGUCUGAAGAAUUACAGUUGAUUAAUAAUCUCUGUGGACAAGAUUCAUUGACUCGAGCCCUCCAGGUAGAAGUUCAAAAAUUUCUUGCGGGAGUUGAUGAGAGCUCAGCUAUCGGUCUUGAUGAAGUCCCUGAAUACCAUGGGACAUCAAUUGUCUUAAAAACGAAUAGCUUCAUCUUAGUAGCUGCUGACGGGAAACUUACUACAGACAAUGACUCUAAAGGCUUAAACUUGAAAGCUGAUAAGGUUCAUUGUCUCGAUGACAUGGGUGUUGCAAUAUGUGGGUCUUGGAAGACUUUGAGGAACACAGUUGGCAUGUUGAAGAGGCAUUUUAGAUGUGUUAAGAACGAGAGAUCUAGACCUACGGUUAGUGAACUAGCUGGUUUCUUGAAAGAAGAACUAUCGUCGUGCCAAGGGAAGUCUGGAAUUAUUCUUGGCGCCUUCGACCAGUUGGAGGAGGGUCGUGUUCCAUGCAUCUCGUUUGCCGAUGACCACACAAAAAUUGAUGUCACCCAACCAUUCUUCUGCUCGGGUACUGGUGAAAGGUUUGCGAGCCAGAUCUUAUCAGAAGGAAACAUGCACAUGAACAUGAGCUUAGAUGAGGCCAUUUGCUUGGUUGAGAGAGCAUUUGUUUAUGCGAGUUUACAUGAUAGUUGCACGAGUGGAUGGGCAAAUAUUUACGUGAUCGAAGUUGACAAGCCCAUAAGAGCAAUGACCAGAGAACGAAUAUCUACUACAUUGUGGCGUAGACAUCAUUUGUCUCUUCCUGAAAGUCAUACAUGAAUCACUGUCUAGGCUUUUGUGAUUUGAGCUGUAGCAACUUCAGAGAAUAACUUAUUACCUUUUGUUAAGCCCUUUGAAAUAGGCCAACUCGCUGUAAUAUCCUUUUAUGCUCUACAUUUUCCCCUAUAUAUCAUUAUUAAAAGAGGGGUUUCUCUUGACAUUUGUAUUUAGUGGGAAUGUUAUAAAUAUGAAAAGACUUAAGAUUGCAAGUUA